AUGCUUAACCCUUUCUUUCCGGGGCCGCUGGGUGGCCAGUCCCCCGUGGGUUUCACCUUCAUCGAUGGGCAGUGCCCAAUGAGGUUGCAGAUCCGCAUGGCGAGUGGAGCUGUGGUUCUCCGCUGGAGUGACAGCAGUGGAGCGGACUCGUACUCUUUCCCCCUCUGCAUUAAGGGCCCGCGAAUUCCUCCUUGCAUGCCUUCGUCUCUUUCUACCCCUUCUGAAAGUCGUUCGCCAUUCCUCCUGGGACGACCGGACAUCUACCCUCCCCUCUUUUCCAUUGAGAAAAGCGAUCCCGAGAAGCUGAGCCCCGGAUACAUCUUUAUUACACCCUACGAGGUCGAUAAUCCCGGCCCGUAUAUCUUUGACAACGAUGGAGAGCUAGUAUGGAGCGGCUGGGGUACCUCGGGGCCCGGCAAUGCCCAUGGCAUGCACGUCUGCCAGUAUAAGGGCGCCGAUCACCUGUGCCUGUUUCAGGGCAACCAGCAGAAAGGAUACUGUCGCGGACAUGGCCUGAUCUUGGAUAACAGCUAUCGCAUCGUGCGGUCUGUACAGCCCGGUGGCGGAAUGGCCUCCAGCGACAUGCACGAGUUUCUUCCGAUUAACGACGGUAAAACCGCGCUCAUGACGGUCUACCAACAACGUCAAUUUGACAUGACGCCGUGGAACAUCAAGACCGGUGUUGGUUGGUUGAUGGAGAGUGUGUUCCAGGAAGUCGACGUGGAGACCAGCAAGGUGCUUUUUGAAUGGCGUUCGCUGGACCAUGUCGACCCGUCCAACAGUUACACAUGGCCGCGGCACACGGAUACCUCGGGAACGGGGUUGAACGUUCAUGAGCCGUGGGAUUAUUUCCAUAUCAACUCGAUCGACAAGAACAAGGAUGGCGACUACCUGAUCUCGUCGCGCCAUACGUGCGCCAUUUAUAAGAUUUCUGGAAAGGAUGGAUCUGUUGUUUGGCGACUGCAUGGGUCUCAGCCAACGUUCCGGAAUAUCAACUUUAGCUUCUCGCAGCAGCACGAUGCGCGCUGGUUGUUCGAGAACGCUACCCACUCGGUCGUUUCUCUUUAUAAUAACGGGUAUAAUGGCUUCAAUCAGACACACUCCUACUCCGGGGGUAUGAUCAUCCUCAUCGAUCAUGUGGAGAACACCGCUCUUCAGCUUCACGAUUACAAACCCCAUAUCAGUGACUUGGUCAGCUCGAGCCAAGGAAACUUGCAGCUCCUGCCGAACAAGAACGUUUUCAUGGGAUGGGGCAAUAACCCCUAUGUGUCCGAACAUGAUGAAGAAGGAAAUCUGGUGCUCUGGGCCCACGUCUCUGGCAACGACUUGAUGAACUACCGUGCCCAGAAGUUCGAGUGGGAGGGCAACCCCACGGAUUCCCCUGCUCUCUGGGCCUAUUCUCGAACCCCCGAACCUUUCUCUCCCACCACCUUCUACGUGAGCUGGAAUGGUGCCACUCGCGUCCAAAGUUGGCGCUUCUUCGGCGCCCAGAACAUGACUGGGCCCUGGACCUACUUGGACCAGGUCAACAAGACCGGCUUUGAGACCGAAUACACCAACGCCAGCUUCUAUGUCUGGACCCGAGCUGAGGCCGUCGAUAAGAACGGUGUUGUUUUGGGCAAGUCCGAGCAGAGGUAUACCUUCGUUCCAUCACCCGAGCUGCGCGACUUCUGUCAAGACGAAACAUGUCUUGAUGCGCCCGGAUUUGGAUUCCCGGGCGAGGAUCUCGCUGAACCUCUCAUCCCGCCUGCGGGCGUGAAUACCGUGCCGUGGGUUGAUCCAGAGCACGACGGUGCCAUCUGGACCUACCCUUCAGGCUUCCCUCAUACAACAGGUGCUAUGGUUUAUCCCGCGAAGUGGAGUACACGCACUCUUCUUAUUUGGGGUGUCGUUGCUCUUGCCUGUUGCCCAGCUCUUAUUGGAGUCUACUUCGUCUAUCGCCGUCAUCAACGGCGUCAACUACAACGGCUGGACCGGUUGGAUGGCGAUGCAGAUGCGGACUCAUCGGAGCCGCUGAACGGGUUCUCCGAGCGGAAAUCUCCACUGGAAACAGCCGCUCUUCCCUGGUGGAAUUGGCGGCGGUGGACCACCGCAGCUGAGACGCAUUAUUUCCCGCUCGUAGAUCGCAGUCCACUGGGGCGCGAACGCGAGCGUGAGCGGAGUGAAUAG
This is a messenger RNA of Penicillium argentinense, 2169 nucleotides long. Its product is annotated as arylsulfotransferase family protein. The transcript has 4 exons. The record is from RefSeq and is a predicted model, not a curated record. The coding region runs from base 1 to 2169 and encodes 722 amino acids. Lineage: Eukaryota; Fungi; Ascomycota; Eurotiomycetes; Eurotiales; Aspergillaceae.